Molecule: messenger RNA, 5665 nt
Organism: Rhineura floridana
Lineage: Eukaryota; Metazoa; Chordata; Lepidosauria; Squamata; Rhineuridae
Product: zinc finger protein 91-like
Exons: 11
Coding region: 175-4308 (1377 amino acids)
Biological process (GO): regulation of transcription by RNA polymerase II
Molecular function (GO): DNA-binding transcription factor activity, RNA polymerase II-specific; RNA polymerase II cis-regulatory region sequence-specific DNA binding
Source: RefSeq, a predicted model, not a curated record
UCCGCCCAGUCCCAAAGCCGAAGCACCUCCCUCCCAAGUCCCUUCCUUCCUGGCUUCUCACUUGGGGGGGCAAAGCACUUGCAUCGGUGCCCCCCCUUCUGAUAUCUGAAACUGGCAGACAAAAAAGGAGUUCCUUCAGCUCUGUUGGAGGCUUUCAUAAAGUACGGAUAAAAGAUGGACUCGGAUGGCCUUGAAGCAGGAAGAGGCUCCAAUAUCACCCAGGCUGGGAGCAGUGUGGAAUUCUGGGAAAGAACCGUGCAGAAGGCCCUGGGUGAGAAGGGCACUCUCAGCUCAGAUGUGCAGCGGCAACAGUUCAGCCAUUUCUGCUACCAGGAGGCCGAAGGGCCCCGAGAGGUUUGCAGCCAACUCCACCGUCUCUGCUGUCAGUGGCUGAAGCCAGAACAACGUACAAAGAAUGAGAUCCUGGACUUGGUGAUCCUGGAGCAGUUCUUGGCUGUCCUGCCGCCAGAGAUGGAGAGCUGGGUGAGGGAAUGUGGAGCGGAGACCAGUUCCCAAGCGGUGGCCCUGGCCGAAGGUUUCCUGUGGAGCCAGGCAGAGGACGAGAAGCAGGCAGAGCAGCAGGUAAAGGAUCGCUUUGCAAAAAUGGGCGGUGAUUUCCCAGAAGCAGAGAGGAUUCCGCUGGACACUAGACAGAGGCCACAAGGGCAUGAAAUGAUGCUGGCAAGACUUCCUCAGUCAUCUCAUCCUCAUGAUGGAGAAGAAGCUCCUGCUGUGGAACCAGAUCAGGGCCCAGUGUCCUUUGAGGAUGUGGCUGUGCAUUUCAUGGAGGAGGAGUGGGCCCUGCUGGAUCCUGACCAGAAAGCUCUGCAUAGGGAAGUCAUGGAGGAAAAUGGUGGGAUCGUGGCCUCUCUCGAAAGAGACAAAUUGAAAACCAAGAAUAAAGGGUACCAUGACAAAAUUCACACAGUUGGGGAGUCGUAUAAAUAUAUGGAGUGUGGAGAGACCUUCAGUCAAAGAUCCCAUCACAGAAUUGGCAGUGAGGAGAAACCAUAUCAGUGCAUAGAAUGUGGAAAGAGCUUCCGCUGGAAGAAAAAUCUCAUUUCUCAUCAGAGAAUUCAUACAGGGGAGAAACCAUACCAAUGCUUGGAGUGUGGAAAGAGCUUCAGUCGGAGCGGCCAUCUCACUGUCCAUCAAAAAAUUCAUACAGGAGAGAAAUCAUACCAGUGUUUGGAGUGUGGAAAGAGCUUCACCUGUAAAGAAAGUCUCACUUCCCAUCACAGAAUUCAUACAGGGGAGAAACCGUACCAUUGCUUGGAGUGUGGAAAAAGCUUCAGCUGGAAGAAAAGUUUCAUUUCUCAUCAAAGAAUUCAUACAGGGGAGAAACCGUAUCAGUGCUUGGAAUGUGGGAAGAGGUUCCGCUGGAAGCAUCACCUCACUCCCCAUCAAAGAACUCAUACUGAGGAGAAACCGUAUCAAUGCUUGAAAUGUGGAAUCAGCUUUAACAGAAGCACAGACCUCCACUGUCAUGAAAGUAUUCAUAGCGGGGAGAAACCGUAUCAGUGCCAGGAGUGUGGAAAGAGCUUCAUGCGAAGGUCCCAUCUCAGUUCGCAUCAAAGUAUUCACAGUGGGGAGAAACCAUAUCAUUGCCUGGAAUGUGGAAAGAGCUUCAGUCAGAGCUCCCAUCUCACUACCCAUCAAAGAAUUCACACUGGGGAGAAACCAUAUCAAUGUCCGGAUUGUGGAAAGAGCUUCAGUCAGAGCUCCCAACUUUCUUACCAUCAAAUAAUUCACACAGGGGAGAAACCAUAUCGAUGCUUGGAAUGCGGAAAGAGCUUUAAUGUCAGCAUAAGUUUCCAUCGUCAUCAAAUAAUUCACACUGGGGAGAAACCAUAUCAAUGCUUGGAAUGUGGGAAAAGCUUUAACAGAAGCACAAACUUCCAUCGUCAUCAAAGCAUUCACAGCGGGGAGAAGCCAUAUCAGUGCCAGGAGUGUGGAAAGAGUUUCUUUAAGAAGAGUGAUAUGACCUCCCAUGAAGGAAUUCAUGAAAGAGAAAAAUCAUAUCAGUGCUUGGAAUGUGGAAAGAGCUUCAGCUUCAAGAAAAGUCUCAUUUCCCACCAAACCAUUCACGCAGGAGUGAAACCAGACUUGAUAGCACUUCUAAUUAAGAUAGUCUUCGCCUUGAAACAGAAACUGGCAGAAGAUGAAGGAGUUGCUCCAGCCCUGUUAGAGGUUUCCAUAGAGUUCGGAUGCAAGAUGGAUGGGGAAGACUCAUCCGGCCCUGAAACAGGAAGAGGCUGCCAUAUUACCCAGGCUGGGAGCAGUGAGGGAUUGUGGGGAAGAACCAUGCAGAAGGUCCUGGGUGAGGAGGACACCCUCAGCUCAGAUGUGCAGCGGCAACAGUUCAGGCAGUUCUGCUAUCAGGAGGCCGAGGGGCCCCGAGAGGUUUGCAGCCAACUCCACCAUCUGUGCCAUGAGUGGUUAAAGCCAGACCGACACACAAAGUCUCAGAUCCUGGACCUGGUGAUCCUGGAGCGGUUCCUGGCUGUCCUUCCAGCAGAGAUGGAGAACUGGGUGAGGGAAUGUGGAGCGGAGACCUGUUCCCAGGCGGUGGCCCUGGCCGAAGGUUUCUUUCUGAGCCAGGAAGAGGACAAGAAGCAGGCCGAGCAGCAGGGAAAGGACCUGUUUGCAGAAAUGGCCACUGAUUUCCUUGAGGCAGAGAGGACUCCACCGGACAUCAGACAGAGGCCACUGGGAGAUGGAGUGAUGCCGGCAAGACUUCCUCAGCCAUCCUUUCUCUGUGGCGGAGGGGAAGCAGCUGCUGUGGGAUUGGAUCAGGGCCCAGUGUUCUUUGAGGAUGUGGCUGUGCAUUUCACGGAGGAGGAGUGGGCCCUGCUGGAUCCUGACCAGAGAGCUCUGCAUAAGGAAGUAACGGAGGAGAAUUGUUGGAUCAUGGCCUCUCUCGAACCUGACAAAUUGCAAACGAAGAGUAAGGGGGACCAUGGCAAAAUCCACACAAUGGAAAAGACAUAUAAACAUUUCGAGUUCAGUCAGAGCUCCUGUCAAAGAAUUCACAGUGGGGAGAAAUAUCAAUGCUUGGAAUGUGGAAAGAGCUUCAGUCGGUGCUUCACUCUCACUUCCCAUAGGAGAAUUCACAGUGGGAAGAAACCAUAUCAAUGUUUUGAAUGCGGAAACAGCUUCACCUGGAGGAAAAGCCUCUCUUCCCACAAAAGAAUUCAUACAGGGGAAAAACCUUAUCAAUGCCUGGAAUGUGGAAAGAGCUUCAGGCGGAAGGAAAUUCUAACUUCCCAUCAGAGAAUUCACACAGGAGAGAAACCAUAUCAGUGCUUGUACUGUGGAAAGAGCUUCAGACAGAGCGCCAAUCUCGUUUCCCAUGGGAGAAUUCACAGUGGGAAGAAACCAUAUCAGUGUUUCAAAUGCGGAAAAAGCUUCAUCUUUAAGGCAACUCUCACUGCCCAUCAAAGAAUUCAUUCAGGGGAGAAACCAUAUCAAUGCUUGGAAUGUGGAAAGAGAUUCAGUCAAAGCUCCAAUGUCAUUUCCCAUCAAAGAAUUCAUAGUGGGAAGAAACCAUAUCAGUGCUUGGCAUGUGGAAAGAGCUUUAGUCGGAGCGACCAUCUCACUUCCCAUGAAAGAAUUCACAGCGGGGAGAAACCAUAUCAAUGCUUGGAAUGUGGAAAGAGCUUCAGACACAGCUCCCACCUCACUUCCCAUCAAAGAAUUCAUACAGGGGAGAAACUAUAUAAAUGCUUGGAAUGUGGAAAAAGCUUCACCUCCAAGAGAAGUCUCACUUCCCAUGGAAGAAUACACACCGGGGAGAAACCAUAUCAAUGCUUGGAAUGUGGAAAGAGCUUCUUCUGCAAGGACAGCCUCACAGGUCAUCAAAGAGCUCACAACAGGGAGAAAGCAUAUCAUUGCUUGGAAUGUGGAAAGAGCUUCUCCCACAAGGACAGACUCACAGGUCAUCAAAGAACUCACAGUGGGGAGAAUGCAUAUGAGUGCUUAGAGUGUGGAAAGAGCUUCACCAUCAAGUCAAGUUUCACUGCCCAUCAAAGAACUCACAGCAGAGGAAAACCGUAUCAGUGCCUGGAAUGUGGAAAGAACUUCUCCCGUAAGGACCACCUCACUGCCCAUCAAAGAACUCACAGUGGGGAGAGACCAUAUCAAUGCUUAGAAUGUGGAAAGAGCUUCACUCAGAGCUCCAACCUCAUCUCCCAUCAAAGAAUUCAUACAGGGGAGAAACCUUAUCAGUGCUUGGAAUGUGGAAAGGGCUUGAGCUGCAAGAAAAGUCUCGCUUCCCAUCAAAGAAUUCAUACAGCGGAGAAACCAUAAAUACAACGGCAGCUGGCAGGCACUGGACAUGUCAGGGCUGCUGAGAGGUCAUUGAGGCAUGGCCAGUAAGUUUGCUCUCUUGCAAGUUACUGUGGGCACUUAAGGACUGCAAUUGUGCAAAUACUUGGCAUCUAACUAAACUGAAAAGAGUCUCAUUUGGUUCAGAAGUGGUCCCCAGAUCUUCUCAUGGGCUGGCUUAGAAAGAAAAAAGUACAUGUUCUCCCUCCUCAAAAGUUUGGAUAUAAAUUUAUUAAAUAACAAACCAAGAAUAUCUGCAGAAAGCCAUACAAGUGUAAAGGAGGGUUCGCCUUCUGCCCACCCAUUUGUGAUAACUGCAGUGAAGGGGAAAAUACCAAGCCCAAACCUUAAACACACACACAAGCUCAGCCCUUUUCUUUUCAUUUUUUCUUUUAAAUCUGUUUAUUUUCAAAAACAUAAAAUAUGAACAUCAGCAGUGAUAAACUUAAUUACGAUAGGAAGUGAGAUGCAAAGGCAAAUAUGAUUGUACUGCUUACAUUGGCUCGCCAUCAUCCAAUUACACUCUUGUUAACAACAAUCAGUUUCAUUUUAUUUUCCAGCUCUCGUGUCAUUUCAAAAAAGUUUAACCCAGGCACAUCGGUCCACAAAAGACCAUGUGUGUUCAGGGUUUCCCAGUCAUGUUCCUUGCAGGCUAGAUAUUUACUAAAGCAAAACCUGGUUGCAUAAAACAUGGCUUUAAAGUGUGGGUUUCGAAGGGCCCAUAUUUGUUUUGAUAGUUUCUCCAUUAGGGCUAUAAAUGAUUUGUUGGUACCAGUAGUCCAUCAUAUUAGUGUCCAGUGUUUUCCAGUAUUUUGUGAUGGUUAGAUGAGCAGCUAUCCACAAAAAUCUCAGGAGAUCCUUAUGUAUUAUGUUUUUCCCAGGAUCAUCAAAGAUGGAAAGCAGUGGCAUUUGUGGGUCUAGUGUUAAAGUCUGAGAAGCAAUUCAACCCAUUUCGUGGAAAAUACAUUUCCAAAAAGUUUGAAUAAAAGGACAGCACUACCAUAUGUGGAAAAAUGUACCUAGCUCCCCACAUCCUGUCCAGCAUGAUGGAUAUACAGAUUUCAUGGGUUUUGCUUAGGAUGUGGAGAGUUAGGUACCAUCUUUGUUUAAUUUUUUAAGUGUUUUCCCUCAGAUGUUCUGAGGUUGAGUGGAAAGGUAUUCUUCCUCAUGUACUUGCCCAUUUAGUCUGAUCUAUGGGUCUGAUCUAAAUCCUGUUCCCAUAAUGCCUUUAGUCCUUCCUUAGAACCCGUCAUAUUCCUGAAUACAAUAUUGUGUAUAGUAGUAAGUAGGAUUUUGUCAUUGAAUGAAUUGUGUAACGAUAAAGUCUCAAAGCUUGUUA